AUGGACGACGCGACGACGACGGGCGGACGACGACGCGCGCGCGGACGCGCGCGCGGUGCGGACGCGAUCGCGGCGAAUCGACGGGCGAUCAAGGCGCGGAGCGAGGCGAAUCGACGGGCGAGACUCGAGGGCGAGGGCGAUUCGCUGGGGCGACGCGCGACGGCGCGGACGUUGACCGAGUACGAACCGUCGCCUCGCGCGAAGAGAGAUCUGGAGACGUACGCAGAGUUAGGGGCGAGACGACGCGCAUCGAUCGACGCCAAGGUUCAGGCGAACGACCCGCGGAGAGGUCUCCCGAGAUUGGGCGAGGUGCCAAAGUAUCUCGCUCGAAGACGAACGACGCUCCUGCGGGAGAUGAACGAGCGCAUGGAACGGGCGUUGGAGGACAUCGAGCGCAGGAGAGACGCGCGCGCCGAGGCGACGGUGCGCGAACGGGAAAUGAGAGAGGAGAGACGUCGAGAGAACGAGCGGAGACGCGCGGCGUUGGCGAGGCGCGCCGAGAUGGACGCGGCGAAACCGUCGCCGCGCGCGCGCGCGGCGAUGCGACAGAGUUUAGAGCGCGCGCGAGAGCUCUUCGCGCGAGCGAAAAUACGCGUCAACGAGGACGUGAUCCACGAUGAUUCUUUGUAA
Messenger RNA from Ostreococcus tauri, 630 nucleotides. RefSeq names its product unnamed product. Lineage: Eukaryota; Viridiplantae; Chlorophyta; Mamiellophyceae; Mamiellales; Bathycoccaceae. The transcript has a single exon. Bases 1 to 630 code for a protein of 209 amino acids. The record is from RefSeq and is a predicted model, not a curated record.